UGGAAUUUCCAUUCAGGGAAUAAGUUCAUUCACGUUCACUCAUUUUCCGCUUUUCUUUCAGUAUUAGGUCAUUUUCACGUUUUCAGCGGAUGGAGAGCUGAUGCAAUGAAAGAGAUGUGCAUUAUGCGCGCAGUAUUAAAUUUAAAUUCAUACAUCCCUCGUGUCUUUUUAUGAUUAUGAUUACAAGGUUGUAAUAAUGUUUUCAGCCCGUCGUGCGUUCAUUGGAAUAAAACAAGUCACCCCGCUAAAAUUUCAAACAAGAAAGGAAUCAAUAUUUCGGCGCGGUGUAACAUUUUUUUUUAAGAAAAAUUUACUUUUUACGAAUAGCAUAACUUCUGGAGUAUGCAUGGUUUUUGGUGAUUUGGUGCAGCAGGAAUUUGAAUACCAAUCAAAAGUUUUACCAAACAGAUAUGACUGGGGAAGAGCAGCUAGAAUGUUUAUUGUGGGGACAGCGAUGGGGCCUUUACAUCACUACUACUAUGUUUACUUAGACAAAAUACUACCAAAAGUAGAUUUAAAAACAGUAUUCAUAAAGAUCUUCUGGGAUCAAGCACUUGCAUCACCAGUAACAUUAGUAACAUUUUACUAUGGAAUGGGGCUUUUAGAAACAAAAACAUGGAAGGAAUGUACAGCAGAAAUUAAAACGAAAUUCUUAUUUUCAUAUUUGGGAGAUUGUCUCUAUUGGCCACCUGUGCAGUUCAUAAAUUUUUAUUUCCUGCCUACACAAUAUAGAGUUUUUUAUAUAAAUGUAGCAACCAUGGUGUUUAACGUGUUUCUGUCAUUCAUGAAGCAUUAUGAUCAACAAUGACCUCAAAUGUGACUGUGAAAAUAUUAUGUAAAUAGUUUAGUUAUGGAAUAAUAUUUAAUAAAGAGUAUUAUAUUAUUAUAAUAUAUCGUAGAACAAUUUAAA
This is a messenger RNA of Helicoverpa zea (corn earworm), 910 nucleotides long. Its product is annotated as mpv17-like protein 2. Bases 197 to 808 code for a protein of 203 amino acids. The transcript is spliced from 4 exons. The record is from RefSeq and is a predicted model, not a curated record. Gene Ontology annotation, cellular component: cytoplasm; membrane. Gene Ontology annotation, biological process: mitochondrial ribosome assembly. Lineage: Eukaryota; Metazoa; Arthropoda; Insecta; Lepidoptera; Noctuidae.